AUCCGGACAGGCAAGUCCCCCAAUGCCACACCCAGCCCAGCGGUACCUGCUUCUCACGAAGGGGAUAGAGAGCAAAGGGAGCAGCACUAUUUUUCUUAUGUCUAGCUGGGCUGAGAGCAGCUCGAUCUUUCACAGGCUAAUUUCAAAUGAGCUACGGCUGCAGUCAAACUACAACGAAAUAAGAGGAGAAACCAGAGGAAAUUAUAAAAGUGCAAAAUGUGCCUGGUUUAUUGUAGGCUUUAACACAAAGUCAAUUUGCCUUGUAUUCAAUCCUGUCUUUGGCUUUCUGCAUUAUGGGUGCUUCCAGCUCACAGCAUGUAAUGGAUUUGGAACCUUUCCCAGAUGAUGUUCUCCUUGUAAUACUAAGCUUUGUGCCUUCCCGGGAUCUGUUAAAGAGCUGCAGACUGGUGAGCAAACGCUGGAAGCAACUUGUGGACUCCCCUACACUAUGGAAGAUUAAAUGCCAGCAAGAGUGGAGAAAAGAGGUUUUUAAUAGUGCUCUGAGCAUCCCAAACAUGAACUGGCAGAGACUGUAUCUGAAAAAGCCAUUCUUACGGAAUCUGAUUCGGAACCCAUGUGGUACUGAAGGUCUACAGCACUGGGAAAGUACAGAUGGUGGAGAUGGCUGGAAAGUAGAAGAUAACCAUUUUCCGCUGGAAGUGGCAGAUAGCCAAACUAGUUUUGUCACAUCCUUUAGAUGGUGCAAGAAGACUCAGGACGUAGACUUGUUAAAAGAAGGACUGUGGGAAGAUCUCCUGGACAACCAACAGCCUCCAAUCUGCAUUUCUGAUUGGUAUGCAGGGCGUUGUGAUUGUGGCUGUGUAUAUGAAAUCAAAGUUCAGUUGCUAUCUAAAGACAGAAAGCACUGUAUUGAUGAAUUCACAGCCAGUCCAGACCCAAUCCCACAAUGGAACAAUGGAAUCUACCACCAGGUGUCUCAUGUGUUUCAUGGCUAUGGGCCUGGAGUACGUUUCGUGAGGUUCUUUCACAUGGGGAAGGACACACAGUUCUGGAAGGGUUGGUAUGGAUCGCGCAUAACCAACUCAUCAGUCAUUGUAAGAAUUAAAAAAUAUGAAGAGGUUUGUGGGAGCACCGCAGGGCUAAAUAAAAGUGUGAAAUCUCAUUUGACCAGGGCUGUGGAGUCGGUAGAUAAAUUCUCUGACUCCGACUCCUCAGUUUCUGAUACUUCUGACUCCGACUCCUGAGCCCUGCAUUUGACACCAAAAAAAAUCACCAAAUAAAUAAAUAUGCAGCACAGACUUAACUAUUCACUUGUAAGCUCUUUAAGGCAGGGACCUCCUCUAAACUGUGUAUUAAAUCUAUCAGCAUGUAAGUAUUUAUUCUUACUUUAACAACUAUACUUUGUUUAUGGUUACGCCUUGUAAAGAACUUUUGCAGUGCUAUAUAAAUAAAUUCAAUAUAAUAAAUAGUUAGGGGGGAUUGUAAUGGUUUUUAUUGCUUAUAACCGAUAACAAUGAACUAACAAGCCACUAAAACAACAAACAAUAAAAUGCAUUUAUGAAAACAUGUAAAAAAAUAAAAUAAAAUAAUGAAACCCUUU
This is a messenger RNA of Xenopus tropicalis (tropical clawed frog), 1561 nucleotides long. RefSeq names its product F-box protein 27 (gene fbxo27). The record is from RefSeq and is a predicted model, not a curated record. Bases 294 to 1205 code for a protein of 303 amino acids. The transcript is spliced from 6 exons. Gene Ontology annotation, cellular component: cytoplasm. Lineage: Eukaryota; Metazoa; Chordata; Amphibia; Anura; Pipidae.